Messenger RNA from Fulvia fulva, 1257 nucleotides. RefSeq lists its product as uncharacterized. The record is from RefSeq and is a predicted model, not a curated record. Bases 1 to 1257 code for a protein of 418 amino acids. Lineage: Eukaryota; Fungi; Ascomycota; Dothideomycetes; Mycosphaerellales; Mycosphaerellaceae. The transcript has a single exon.
AUGGAAGACACCGCGACUACCCACGAGGCUGCACUACCAACUCGUCCACUAAUGGAGCUUCGCCUCAGCCUUGACGGCACACACACCGAGUACUCCGAGCACCUCAUCCAGGAGGCCAUAUCAGCGGGCAGGAUCUCGAAGACAUGGAUCGUGGAGACUGGACCAGUCGACUCGGACAUUGGCCCUCCAGUAGACAUCUACAAGAGCAGGUUCCAGCACGAGCUGUCCGAGUACGUGCGCCUCUACGACACAGAGGACGGCAACGCACGGUAUGUCUACUGGGGUGUGAUGUGGCAUGCCACUCGCUCGCGCUCCGGUCUCCCAGCACACCCUGCUGCAGUCGCGAUCUGGCGAGAGUUCAAGAGAAAGCAGGAGCACGCGAUGCAGGAGUACGAGCUUCAGGCACAGCGAGAAUCUCAUGCUAACGAGCAGGAUGCCGAUAACGACGAUGACCAAGAGGGUGAUGGUGGGAACGCCGCUCCGCCUCGCGCCGCACCUCCUCGCGCCACACCCCAACCAAGAUCAGCUCGGCCUUCAGUCGAUGGUCGCCGGGCUGCAUCAGAGCGCUGUGCGCGAUGCAUACUCUGGAAGAAGGGCUGCGAUCGCAAGCGCCCAUGUGGACGCUGCGUCGAUGCUGGUGUCGCAGACCAGUGUGGCGAUGGAGGUGCCGCAUCCUCAGGCCCUUCGAGUCGAGCACCAAGAGAUGAUGCUGCUCGAGAUGACCAAGAUGGAGGCGCUCCACCGAGCGACGGAGACGAUGAGGGUGACAAUGACAAUGACGACGACGACCAGCCACCCUCCACCGGCGUUCGACGCAGCAGUCGAGCAAGCGUACCCAAUCGCAAGUACGCCUCAGCAGCCAACACCCAAGACCAAGACUUUGAGGAUGAUGAGAACGCAGCACAGAGUAGUGAAGAGGAGGAGGAGCAGCAGCGGCCCCGCCGAGGGCAGGCGCAGCGUACGAUUUGGAGUCGCCAAAUCGCCCAGCAGCCACCUAGCACUGAGGUUAGUGACAUCAGUGACAACAUCACAGUCGCCAUGCCCCCAGCACGACAGUAUACCAAGCGUAGCGGGCUGCUGGACAACACGGAUGACGCAUUGCCGGCACCCAAUUUGCCAAAGCCGAAGCGUGGUAGGGUGAAGAAGAGCGUGGAGCCCAGGAUUCGCUACUCGAACUUCCCGAGAAGAGGCGAGCCCGGCUACAGAUCGCCAUCGCCGCCAACAAGGGGCGGUGCAGCGGGAGCGAUGGCUGCAUAG